Dictyostelium purpureum is the source of this 378-nucleotide messenger RNA. RefSeq lists its product as uncharacterized. The transcript is spliced from 2 exons. The annotation marks the transcript as partial. Lineage: Eukaryota; Evosea; Eumycetozoa; Dictyosteliales; Dictyosteliaceae. The record is from RefSeq and is a predicted model, not a curated record.
UUUGCCACAAAAAUCAAUACCUUUAAUGAUUUAAAUCCUAAUCAAGAUUUAGUUGCUGAUGAUAGUGGUUACCCCUUUGAUAUUUUGAAAACUGUUCUUGCUAUGGAUAUUUAUGACCCCCAAAUUCCCAAUAGUAUGGUUGUGGAUGACCAACCAAAUCAAUCAAAAAUUUUCCCAGAAGGUAUUCCUUAUGAAGGUGGUUAUGUUCUUGAUGGUGAUUACAGUAACUAUGGUUCAAAACCAUUAAAAAAUAACAAAUGUGAAAAUGAUGAUAGUGAAGAAAAGAUAGAGAAUGAACAAGAAAUCAAAUUCAAACCUCACAGUUCAGAUUAUUUCGAGCAAAUCAAUGAUAGAUUAGAAGAGCUUGUAAAACAAAGU